Linum trigynum is the source of this 420-nucleotide messenger RNA. Lineage: Eukaryota; Viridiplantae; Streptophyta; Magnoliopsida; Malpighiales; Linaceae. The record is from the annotation of a GenBank genome assembly.
AUGAAAGAGUCAGCAGCUAAGGAUCUUCUGAAUGUGAGUGGUGACGAUUAUAAGUACAAGAAGCUUCUGCAGGAUCUCAUAGUUCAGAGCUUGCUUAGACUGAAGGAACCUGCUGUCUUGCUGCGAUGCCGUGAGGCCGACGUCAAUCUGGUAGAAUCUGUCUUGGAAUCCGCCAAAGAGGAAUAUGCUGAAAAGGCACAGGUUCAUGCACCAGAAAUUCUGUUGGACCAUCAAAUCUAUCUGCCACCUGCUCCUAGCCACCACAAUGUUCAUGCUCUUUCUUGCUCUGGAGGUGUGGUCCUGGCGUCCCGAGAUGGAAAGAUCGUGUUUGAGAAUACCCUCGAUGCACGUCUGGAUGUUGUGUUCCGUCAGAAGCUCCCCGUGAUCCGCAAGUUACUCUUCAGCCAGGUUGCUGCUUGA